AUGUCUAGACACUCUAUUUUAGUUAUCAGUUUGUUGAUACUGGUCUGCAAUGUACAAUACUCUUACUCUCAAUACACAAAUGAUACAUGCGCACAAUAUACAGCAACACAUGGUAUUAUAACAGUUGAAGCAAGUUCCACUCAAUUCUGUUGGAGAGUUGUACCAAAUAUGGGUGCAGCCUAUUUGGCCAAGGAUGUUAAUAUCACAGUACUAUACGUUCGUAACCUAGAGUUGAACAACAACUCUUUGGUUAUUGUCGCUGGUGGUUUGACAUCGGACAAGGCCGUCGCCACCUACACCAAAGACACCAAUCAAUCACAACCUACAGUGAUCAGUACUGUUGGUCAGGUACUCAUUUACUCUUAUUAUCAAGAUGCACAGAUAGAGUUCUCUAUUGAGUUUGGUAGUAGUUCAAAUGACAAGGUUCUAAAGACAUCAAUUAUCAUGCUGAUAAGUGUAGCGUUUGCCAUGUUCAUUCCAUGUGCACUGGUAUCAUGUAUCUCAUGUUGUACAAAGGAUAAGAAGAAGAAAAAGUCAAGACAAACAUGUAUGUUUUGGAUCAGUGCUGUACUUGGUUUGGCUGCACUAGUUGUAGUACUAUCGCGUAAAGUAAUCAAC
Messenger RNA from Acytostelium subglobosum LB1, 618 nucleotides. RefSeq lists its product as hypothetical. The record is from RefSeq and is a predicted model, not a curated record. Lineage: Eukaryota; Evosea; Eumycetozoa; Acytosteliales; Acytosteliaceae. The annotation marks the transcript as partial. The transcript is spliced from 3 exons.